AUGCGAGGUGGGGAACGAACGAGGGUAAGAUAUAGAGUCCGACUUAACAGAGAUGGUCUUGCUUUUGAUCGUGGACCGUCGAAUAUACCCGAGGGAUUUGUUGGCUUGGGCGCACUGGUGGAGGACUUGUUUGGACCAUGUGAGGGUGGAGGAGGUCCAGACGCCAAGGUCACGUUUGCAAUCUGUGGUUUUCGCAGCGGAAUCUUGCAACUUGUAAGAAUGGUCGAUUUUGUUGCGCUUUCUAGUAAUUCGAAGUGUUUUACAUUUAUCUGUGUUGAGGAGAAGAUUAGCAUUGGCAGAGGUUUGGAAAUUCGCAAGAUAAUUCUCCAUAGCGGUUGCAUCAGCCUCCACGUUUAUGACCUUGCAAAUCUUUGUGUCGUCAGCAAACGUCGCGAUCUUUGA
This is a messenger RNA of Paramuricea clavata, 402 nucleotides long. The record is from the annotation of a GenBank genome assembly. NCBI's taxonomy places the organism in Eukaryota, Metazoa, Cnidaria, Anthozoa, Malacalcyonacea, Plexauridae.